GAUCAUUUUGAGUCAUUGAAAAUGGAGAACCGAAUCACGUGGGAAGAUGCACAUGGUUUUCAGGCUAUGAAUGAAAGUAUCUGGCAGAUUUUCUGCAGAAGCCUUUAGAGGAAACCGGCAGGUCUUCCAAGCCAUAAAGGGCGACCAGAGGGGCUGGACCACAUCUCUACAGAGAGGAGGCAAUCCAUCCGUGUAUUUUGUCGAGAGGCGGGGAAAGGGGGUGUCUCUAAGGGCGGCUGCGACCAGAAAUUUCGCAGAGAUGGAGUUUCUGCAGAAUCAUCACACGGUGAACACCUCCGAACCGCCGUACACCCUCGGCACAGGUUCGGUGGGAAGCAUCGAGGCCACCAUACCUUCCGGCCUCUGUACCGGGCCUCUUGGAGUGUUAUCCAACGAAGACACCCUAACAGAUAAUCAAAACGAAGAAACUCUGGGUGCUCUGCAGGGCACCCUUCGUCUGCAGGAUCUGCAGAACUCGCCGGAAGAUAUCGGUGCCGAUCAAACACAACAGAUCCAAAAUUCGGGACAAAAUCAAGUGGUCAGCGAGUUUGGGGCCAGUUUCUGGGUGGACGACAUGGCUGGCUUUCCAUUGCCACCCUUGGAUUUGGACCCUUUACCUCCUGGCCUCUUCAGUCCCUGCUCUGGAACCUACAAUUGGGGUUGCACCAGAGGCGAAUGCGCGCCGAGGACGGGGAACGGUAACGGAGAAGGUGUCGCGGAUGUUUUACUAUCCUUGAAACAUGCGGUGGUUCAUCCCGGAAGUCCUACAGGCGGAUAUUAUUCCACAGGAGGAUCGGGUCAUCAUUACUCGCAGGAUUACACGCAAAAUCUUGGUCCACCUGUACCACCCACCCACUACACCUCCACCCCAGCCAUGUCCGUGAACGUUUCCAUGAACAUGACGAUGAAUAUGAACAUGCAUUCUGGGUACGAGCAGAGCUAUUCGUCGGCCUGGGGCGUGGAACCCCUUUUAAGUCCCGCCCAGCAGUAUAAUCCCGUAGAGCAGCAGACGAGGGUGAAUCAACCCCCGGCCAAUAGCCUGAUCGGCACCAGCACCCAUCCUCAUUCUCAUCCCCCGACGCACGGCCAUUCCAGGCUACAGCUGUCAAGUGAGCAUGCGCUAUGCAUAACCGCCUCCGGAAACCCGGUCACACCCGAUGACAAUGGCAGACCUAACCUCUGUAGAAUAUGCGGCAAAUCGUAUGCCAGACCCAGCACCCUCAAGACGCACCUCAGAACGCACUCUGGGGAGAAACCGUUUAGGUGUCAUGCGUGCUCGAAGGCAUUUAGUCAAGCAGCUAAUCUAACCGCCCAUGCGAGGACUCAUUCCGGGGAAAAACCGUUUCGAUGUCCCGUAUGCGAUCGAAGAUUUUCACAAAGCAGUUCGGUAACCACACAUAUGAGAACGCAUUCGGGGGAACGUCCAUACAGAUGUCGAUUCUGCAAAAAAGCAUUCUCGGACAGUUCUACCUUAACGAAACAUCUUCGUAUUCACUCCGGUGAGAAACCGUACCAAUGCAAGCUGUGUCUAUUAAGGUUCAGUCAAAGUGGUAACCUUAACAGGCAUAUGAGAGUCCACGGUGGCUCUCUAACGUGACACAGCUCAAUAUCGAUUAUCGAUAACAAUCGCGUUUUACCGCGAUGCUGUCGAAUACCUGUGAUUCAACUUGGUUCGAGCUUACCUGAGAAAAUGUAAAAAAAUAAACUAAUUACGACGGUCGAUACUCCUAGAACAGGGUGUUCUGCCUCCUGACUGAUUCAAUUUCGCGGAAACGAACCACACGCUUUGUUAUUCAAGGGCUUAACGACGUUUGGAUAUUUUUUUAAAACGAUACACAAGACAAGUAAUAAUCACAAUAUGUGUUUGUAUUUGGCAUUAGGAACUCGUCGAGAAUUCAUUAUAGUUAUCAUCUUCUUGAAUCGGAACAGCGAAUCGAAGGAAAAUUAGAAAACGAAUAUAUGAAACGCCAUUUAAUAUAUAUAUAUAUAUCUUAAAAAAUGAAUUCUGCCCUCGCAAAUGUUUCUCCUGAUCAUUUUCGUUCAUCUGUGCGUUUACGAGAAUCGUUACAAACGGGUCAGGAUAGGUUAAGAAACAGGGUAUCGCAUAUGUAGACCUAACAGCAUCCACCACAGCACCGUUGAUUAUUGUACAAAUAUUGUAUUUAUUAUAAUUAUUAUUAAUUAUAAUAUUAAUGUUGCUGUUUUCACCACCUUCAAUUUUUCAUUAUGUGGCUUUUUCUUUGUCAGUUUGCUUUCUUUUGUAAUUGUAAAAUGAAGGUGUUUUGGCGCCAUUUAAAAAAAAAAACGAUCUCUCUCUUUCUAUAUAUAUAAUAUAUAUAUAUAUAAUAUUCAUAUGAGAACAACUGAUUAAAAACGGAUGAAUGAAUAUGUGAGUUUCUGGUUGUUUCUUUUUUUCUUUUUUUUUUUUUUUAGUUUUCUUGUAAUCCCACAGCAUCAGGACCCACAUAUUUUUCUCAUAGGAAGAAGGGAGGAAAAGGAGGUUUCAUGUUUUACUGGCUAGUUGGUAAUCGAAGUGGGGUAGUAGAUACUAGUUCAUGAAUCCUCAUAUUAAUUUGCCUCUCUUCACAAUUACAACUAUAUAUAUAAGAACAACUCUCUUGUCCUCUUCGUAGAAUAGUGUCUCCUCUUCAUUCGUCAAAAUUCUCUCGCUCGCUCUCGUUCUCUCUUUAUAAUAUAAUAAUGUAUUUAUAAGUAAUAAUAUUUCUUGACAAAAAGAAAAAGAACGUAUGUAUAAUGUUUCUACGUUAUGUACCCAGUGUACAGCUGCGAGCGAAGACGAGUUGGCCUCCUCUUGUUACCUCUCUAUAUCGGAAGUCUUCUAAAUAAGCAUGCAGCUUCGUGGACCACCUCGUCCCGCUUCAGACAUACCCUUGUCGUGUAAAUUGUGUACGGUCACGUACAACUUAGGCUUCCUUUAAUUAAAGAAAAGCGAAGAGGGGAAAAAUGUCCCACCACUCGCCUUUGUUCUUUGUGUGCGAGGAUAGGAGGUUAUAGGUUAGGCUGCGACUACAGUGAAAACAUUCUCUAACAAAUAAUCGAAUAAACAAAUUCUUAAGAGAUUGGUUACAUUGUAUACGUUCCGAAGAAUAUUACAAAUCUAUUCGUCAGAAGAUUAGUGUGUUAGAAAAUGAUUCCACUGUAACUGUAGUCUUAGGCUCUCCCUAGGGAAUUUCUAGACUUCCCUAAGAUCUAAGGCUAGUGGUGGGGGGUUCUCCCUCUACACUUAUUCUUAAUCAUAGGAAGUCUACGUUGCACUGAAGUGUACGUAGCGUAUUUCUAUUUAAAAAUGUAUAAUGUCAUCUCUGUCACGCUGUGUACGUAUUUUGUGAUGCUUUGUUUUAUUUCUUCUUUGAAAUCUUUCUCUCUCUCGCUCUCGCUCUUUCUCGCUCGCUCCUACACAUCGUGUGUCUCGUAGUAUUAUCGAUCAAGUGUUGCUUAGAUCAGUUGGAAUGGUUUUUUCAUCCGCUUUGAAAGCUUCGAAGCAAAAGCUCGUAUGUAUGAAUGUAUGUACGUGUAUACGUGUGUAAUGUGUAUGCGUGUAUCCCAGAGGCAUCGAUGAAUACCAAACGUUUCAGUCUAUUUUUUUUCUUUCGAACGUGUUUUUUUUAAAUAUAACAAAAAAAAAGGAAAAGAAAACACUUUAUCUGGCAUAUAUCGACCGCUGAGAACAAAAAAAUUAAUUAUCUAUACAUAUCACUUUUUCUUUUCUUUCUUUCCCGCAAUUUGCGUGUCUCUUAAAAAACACACGAGGUUCGACGCUUCACGAUCGCACAUCGGCUUCGAAAAAUUGUAUUUUUAAAAAUCAGUGACCAACACCAUUACGACCAUCCAUGAAUUACGACGAUAGCUCAACAGCCCUUGUUUGUAUUUUUUUUCUCUCUCUCUCUAAAUUCUGAUAGAUUCUCUCAUAAAGCGAAAUCAUAUAAAAAACCGAAUAGAUAUGUGUGUCUCUAAAAUAGAUUUCUUCGUACUCUUAAUUUCUUUUUUUUUUUUUCGUUUUAUUUACUUAUUAUCAUCGCUUUCAAUAAUUUUUCUCAAAAAAUUGUCCAUUUUUCCUUCUCUAUCAAUCUUCUUCUUCCUCUUCUUCUUCUUCAUCUUUUUUUUUUUUUCUUUAAAUGAUUUAUCUUUCGAUAAUAUAUUCCAGUGUUCGUAACAUCGCAUUACUUUACUUAAUACAAUAAUUAAUCAUAUUAUAAUUAUCAAUUAAUAAAACUUGUUUCUGUUCGUACUACCUUUCGCUCAUAUAUCCGUUCUCUCUUUCUUACUUUCUCUCGCACUCACUUCCACCCCAUUCGCAAUCUCACACGUUCAAAAAGACUGCUAACCGAUAAGUAUAUUUUCUCUGAAACAAUAAGUGGUUUUUUGUCUCCUUGGAAACACAAAAAUACUCUGUAUCAAAACGCCACUUAUCGAUGUUACCUAGUUUAUAUAUCGUUACGGAUUUAAACCUCUCGAUGAAGAUGCUGCAUUCAUUUCUUUUCUUUUUUUUUUCUUUUAUCUUUUCUUUACGGAACGUUAAGGCAUUCGUGAGUGUAACUUGAAAGAAGUACAAAAAUACAUGCCAACAAAUCAAAGAUGACACAUUUUUUUUCAGUUUAUUGAAGCAACUCGUUUUUCUUUUUUUUUUUUCUCUCUUACUAUACACCCGUGCAUAACGAUCUCGAUCGAUACCGAUGAACGUCCCGGAUGAAUAGCAUCCUCGAAAAGAAGGAGAGAGAAGAAACAUCGUGGUCAACAAUCGCCUACGAGUCAUACCAUUCGAAAAUAUAUAUCUUUCAUCCCACCUAUCACUCCUUAAUACACAUAAAAAUAAAAAAAAAACCCUAACAUUCAAUACAAAAGAUCAUAUAUAUAUAUAGUUCCCUGUAACUCAAACAAUCGCUUCUAUAUACACACUUUAUUUUCAUUACAAAAUAGAAGAAAAAUUUACAACCGGUAACUCGGUACCAUAUUUCGAUCGUAACUGAGAUUUAUAUAAAAUUAGGUUCACCAAGAGUCUCUCUCUCUCCUUUCUCUCCAAGAACACAAGGAUUUUUCUUUUUCUUUUUUUCUCUCUCUUCUUCGUCAGAUACAAUUUUAUUCAUCGGAUCGAUAUAAUUGAAAUGAAACAAACCUUACUUUUUAAUUAUACACGAAUAUCGUAAGGCAAUUGAAAUGCGUCUACUCUGCAUCGAUAACGACGUUUGAAAAUUACAAUAAACCAGGCAUUCGGUUGAUGAAGUUCUACUCAGUACUACCAACACAGCGGUGGUGAAGUACCCUCCCCCCCACAACAACGCUUCGAGAAUGCCCCAACGGAUUACAUACUUCCUCGGUUUUCCUUUUCACCUUUGUCCGCAUUCAUUUUUUUUUUUCUCGUUUACCACAGAUACGAUAAUAUUUAUUACUAAACUUCUCUGGUUUAAUUUUUCUCGUUACCACUUUCGACACCAGGGUUUUCUUGGACUUUACGCAGCAUUUUCAUGAUCACGGAGUAAAAACAUAAAAAUGUAUAUCAGUGAGCAACUACAUUUUCAUUUUAAUAAUAAACAUACUAACACUGAGAGAAUUACAACGUCCACGAAAGAAACAAAGUUUGUAAAAAUUACUGAAGUUGCCAAAUUAUAUAUCUAUAAUUAAUAUAUGCUCUUGGGAGUAUGGUUCUUUUAGAAACAAAAAACUAAAGAGCAUGCGCGAACCCAAAUACAGUGUGGCGAAAUAAUGUAUGACCUUGCGAGAAAAGACUAAAUCCAUAUUUUCUCAUACUUCAAAAUGAAAUAUGUAAUUAAUCGAACAUAUAUAUAUAUAUAUACAUAUAUGUAAUAUCCAUAUCGAACAGGGAGGUUUUUUUUCAUUUAUUUAUAUCAGAAGAUAUUUAUGAAAUACUAAAAAGAAAUUACAAAAUGGAAUUCUACGUUGAGAAUAGAAAAUAAAAAAUAACAUUCUGGAAUUUGAUUAACAUUCCCUAGAUUUCGUUAACCUAUCAAUUGGAAGAGAAAUAUCGUCAAUGAAACAUACACAGACAUUUAGGCUAAAUUCGUUUUUUCAACAUACUUUUCAACUAUACGUGCCAGAUGUUACAAUGUCACCCAUGUUUGAUUUGUACUCUAUGACUAGCCAAUGUACUUCUCGAUGCUGCAGGUUAUCAUAAAAGGAAGAACUGAUCAUGGGGCUCGAGGAACUAAUUACCAAUCGACCUUCGAAAAAAGAAAGAAAAGAAAGAAUUAAACAAACAAAAAAAAAGAAAUAAUCAACAACAUCGUUUUGUAUCGUUCAGUUUUGCGUCCUCUAAAGUCACGUGCGGUUAAGUAUGAAGUGAUUCUUUUUCUUCAUUUUUAUACAAAAUUACGACACACAGAGAAUUCUUACCCACCGUUUGUUAUUUCCUCCGUUUAGCCACGACAUUUCAUAAUCCGUCAUCAUUACUGCCCAACUGUAUUUGGUUUGGUCACAAUGUUUACAUCAAAUGCACUAUUCGAGGAGUCCACCAAACGUAGACUCAAAAGCUCAGCAUACAUGCGCACACCAUUCAUACGAGGCAUGCACACGAUGCCGAUGCAGGUAAAACACGUGUACGUUUAAGACAAAAAAAAAAAAAAAAAAAAAAAAA
Osmia lignaria (orchard mason bee) is the source of this 6610-nucleotide messenger RNA. RefSeq lists its product as uncharacterized. NCBI's taxonomy places the organism in Eukaryota, Metazoa, Arthropoda, Insecta, Hymenoptera, Megachilidae. The record is from RefSeq and is a predicted model, not a curated record. Gene Ontology annotation, biological process: regulation of gene expression. Gene Ontology annotation, cellular component: nucleus.